This is a messenger RNA of Equus quagga, 3626 nucleotides long. RefSeq names its product serine peptidase inhibitor, Kunitz type 1 (gene SPINT1). The coding region runs from base 754 to 2940 and encodes 728 amino acids. The transcript has 12 exons. NCBI's taxonomy places the organism in Eukaryota, Metazoa, Chordata, Mammalia, Perissodactyla, Equidae. The record is from RefSeq and is a predicted model, not a curated record. Gene Ontology annotation, molecular function: serine-type endopeptidase inhibitor activity; protein binding.
AGGUAUCAGAGGAGGCAGGAAUCAAAUCAAACAAAACCCUUUCUUUCCAGUAAGUGCACAACCGUUUGCUUCAUUCCCAGCAAACCAUCUUUGCCCUGUGUCCACCACUGUGCCAGGGGCUCUGGAAAAAUCCAGAAAAUCCAGAGAAAGGGAGACAGACCCCAGAUUCCCAUCCCUGACACCCACAACGUAGGCAGCUGGCAGAUGUUUCAGUUCAGCCAGGAAAGUGACCGAAAGUUUGGCUAUGGGACCCAGCAGGUCAAGCCGUUCUAAAUGAGAAAUUAGGACGAACGUUCCCAUUGGGCAGGGGUUUGUUAAGUCAUCACGAAAAGGGGUGGAAUCUCUUAUUUCGUGAGGGCAUUAAUAAGAGCAAUCUUGCUCUGGAGGGAAAGAUCUUUAAGAGUUCUUCACUCAGGAGCAGCAGUGAGGGUGGCAUCAAAGAGUCCACGGUUCCGUGAAGGUCAUUCAUUAACUCUGCUACUUUGAUGAGUUGGAACCUCUAAGCUUCCAAGGAUGGCAUUUCACUGGAAGAGAGUGGCCAGCUCUUAACCAGGAGCACAUGGGUGAGAGAGAAGAGGGAACCUGUGUUCCAGGGGAGACAGCAGCAGCUAACAGGGCGCUAAGGAUGCUAAUGAGCGCCAACAGGGACUUAGCUCCGACGGGGCCCGGAACCUAAACGUUAGUACAAGAGGAGGGAAGGCCUCAAACAAAAGGGAAACACUGCGAAUCAAGCUGGGAAAUGGGACGCGGGAAAUGGCCUCAGCUUCUCACUCAGGCAGAAAGGAGGGCUUCCUGGAGCUGGCAAGGGCGGGGACGCUGGAGCAGGCAUCCCGGAUUCCACUUAUCAAAGGUGCAGCCACACAGCUUCUAGGAUCUCUUCCCGCCAUGAGAUGGAAAUGUUUCCCGAGGGCUGACGCCGACGGCAAGAUCGUUUGCAUCGGGCUUUCCCCCAAGUCUCCUCCCCCAGCCCCUUCACCAGCGCCUCAGGCAUGGGGCUGGAAACGCGGGCCGGAACAGAAAGGAAGGCAGGAAGCAACCGGCCAGAUCGCCCGACCCUCACGUGCCCGACGUCGAGGGAGCUUCCCGGCCGGGUCCGGGCCUCCGAGGUCGGCGAGCACUUCUGGGGCGCGGGGCCUCCCUGCGAGGUUGGACUCGGUGGAGCCUGCGGACAGCAGCCUGGAGGGCGCUGACUCAGUUUCACCAGAAACUAGGAGGAGGAGGUGGCCGAUCCAGCGCACCGGGCAGCGGGGCGGAAGCGGCGGGCCGAGCCGCGCAGGAAGGCGGGACCGGAACCUCGGCAGGCCCGGCCCCACCCCACUCACCUGCGCAGGUCUCAAGCACCCUUGGGGCCCAGAGGCCCGCACUGUGAAGGUGACCCCCGUGGGGAGGAGGGCGACGGCCCCUGGGAGGACGAUGGCCGGCGCCCACCUCUCCCAGGCCCUCAUCCCAGCGGUCCUGGUUUGGCUCCUAUGCGAGCUCGGCCUCCGGGGCACCCAGGCCGGGCCGCCGCCCGAGCCCCCUGGGCUGCCCGCGGGACCCGCCUGCCUGGACCGCUUCACCGCCGGGGUGCCUGACUUCGUGCUCGACACCGAGGCCUCGGUCAGCAACGGGGCCACUUUCCUGGGCUCCCCGACCGUCCGCCGCGGCUGGGACUGCGUGCGCGCCUGCUGCACCACUCAGAACUGCAACUUGGCGCUGGUGGAGCUGCACUCCGACGGCGGGGAGGACGCCAUCGCCACCUGCUUCCUCAUGGACUGCCUCUACGAGCAGAACUUCGUGUGCAAGUUCGCGCCCAGGGAGGGCUUCAUCAACUACCUCACGCGGGAGGUUUACCGCUCCUACCGCGAGCUGCGGACCCAGGGCUUUGGAGGGUCCGGGAUCCCCAGGAUCUGGGCAGGCGUGGACUUGAAGGUGCAGCCCCAGGAACCCCUGGUGCUGAAGGGUGUGGGGACCACAGAUUGGCACCUACUGCAGGGUGACACGGACGUCAGGGUAGAGAAGAAUGAUCUGGACCAAGUGGAGCUGUGGGGACUUAAGGAGGGCACCUACCUGUUCCAGCUGAGAGCUGGCUCAGACCAGCCAGACAGCACGACCAACAUCACCAUCACCGUGCUAUCCGCCAAGCAGACAGAAGAAUAUUGCCUCGCAUCCAGCAAGGUGGGGCGCUGCCGUGGUUCCUUCCCCCGCUGGUACUACGACCCCACAGAACAGAUCUGCAAGAGUUUUGUUUAUGGAGGUUGCUUGGGCAACAAGAACAACUACCUUCGGGAAGAAGAGUGCAAGCUGGCCUGCCGCGAUGUGCAAGGUCCAUCCGUGGAAAGGCACCAUCCAGUGUGCUCAGGCACCUGUCCCUCCACCAAGUUCCGCUGCAGCGAUGGCUGUUGCAUCGACAGCUUCUUGGAGUGUGACGACACUCCCGACUGCCCCGAUGCCUCCGAUGAGGCCACCUGUGACAAAUACACCAGUGGCUUCGAGGAGCUCCAGAACAUCCAUUUCCAUAGUGACAAAGGGCACUGCGUGGACCUGCCGGACACAGGCCUCUGCUUGGAGAGCAUCCCACGCUGGUACUACAACCCCUUCAGUGAACGCUGCGCCCGCUUUACCUAUGGCGGUUGUUAUGGCAACAAGAACAACUUUGAGGAGGAGCAGCAGUGCCUUGAGUCCUGCCGUGGCAUCUCCAAGAAGGAUGUAUUUGGUCUUCGGCGGGAAAGCCACAUUCCCAGCGUAGGCUCCGUGGAGGUUGCCGUUGCAGUGCUCUUAGUCACCUGCAUUGUGGUGGUGGUAGCCAUCCUGGGUUACUGCUUCAUCAAGAACCAGAGAAAGAGCUUCCACAGACACCACCACCGCCGCCCUCCGCCUCCUACCCCCACCAGCUCCACAGUCUCCACCACUGAGGACACGGAGCACCUGGUCUAUAACCACACGACCCGACCCCUCUGAGCUGGAGUUGCCUUGGCCCUUUGGCCUGGGCCUCUCGCCAGCUCUCACCUGGCCCUGCUUCCUCCUUGCCUAGGUGGAGGCUGGGCUGGGGAAGACUUUGGGACUAGACUCCUCUAGCCUGUUUCCCGGGACCAUUCUGCCUCAGAGGCCAGGGCUCCAGCCCCACCUGAAGGUGUCUCAGCUGUGCUCAGGCUAUUUGCUCCUGAGGAAGCUCAAGGGUCCAAGAGGAGCAGAAAACCUUUGAGUCAGGAGUCCCACACACAGAUGGACCUCUCUGCCUAGGAUUUUGGAGGAAGUCAGAGUUUGAUUCCUGUUCAGAGCUGCCUGCCCUGACCCCAUGGCGUUGGGAAGGGGCCUGGGGCUGUGUUGGAAGUUGGAGGCCCCAACCCAGUCCUCCUGAGCUGCCCCUCCCACUCUGCCCAGUCCAGAGCUGGGGGGAGGGACCUCCAUAUUUUGUGCUGUACAGAGUUGCUUUUUGGUUAUUUAAUGCUGUGGGGGUGGGUGAGAGGAGUGGAAAGUGCUGGUCUGGCCUCUGCCGCUUCUCCUUUCCCCAAGAGUGGGCCCCAGCCUGGCCUGGCCUGGCUCACAGGGCCAGAUCCAUGGCAUCCUCCCGGCACCCUCCAGGGCUCCCCUACUUCCCACAGGCCUAAGUCCACGCAUAGUGUAAUAAAUGGUUUGUCCUGUGA